AUGAGUGCAAACGCGCCAGAAACCCCAGUCGCUGCAACCUUGCCAAGCCCGCCCUCACGGCGGCCUAGCUCUGCGAGUGCGGCUGCAACGAAAGUGGUAGUUAGGUUCCGCGCGACGGGAAGCGCACCCAUCUUGAAGCAGGCCUUCUUCAAAAUCUCCGCGUCGCAGAAGUUCCAGACGGUUAUCAACUUCUUGAAGAAGGAGCUCAACUACAAGCCACAGGAUGUUCUGUUCCUGUACGUCAACAGCUCUUUCGCACCAGCUCCUGACGAAAUCGUCGGAAACUUGUACAAAUGCUUCGGGGCGGAAGGAAAUCUGAUAGUGAACUAUUCAACGACGGCUGCUUGGGGUUAA
Molecule: messenger RNA, 354 nt
Organism: Fimicolochytrium jonesii
Lineage: Eukaryota; Fungi; Chytridiomycota; Chytridiomycetes; Spizellomycetales; Powellomycetaceae
Product: putative autophagy-related protein 12
Exons: 4
Coding region: 1-354 (117 amino acids)
Biological process (GO): autophagy of mitochondrion; nucleophagy; C-terminal protein lipidation
Cellular component (GO): cytoplasm; phagophore assembly site membrane; Atg12-Atg5-Atg16 complex
Source: RefSeq, a predicted model, not a curated record